Molecule: messenger RNA, 2308 nt
Organism: Achroia grisella
Lineage: Eukaryota; Metazoa; Arthropoda; Insecta; Lepidoptera; Pyralidae
Product: proton-coupled folate transporter-like
Exons: 5
Coding region: 433-1980 (515 amino acids)
Biological process (GO): transmembrane transport
Cellular component (GO): membrane
Molecular function (GO): transmembrane transporter activity
Source: RefSeq, a predicted model, not a curated record
UUAUUCCGUAGCAAACAGGUUAUUUAUUUUAGUGUGUUUUGUAUCAAUACAAAUGCUUUUAUGUGUGCACCCUUUCGACAUGUUUAUACUACGUAACCUGCGAAACAUACAGUAUGCAUUGAACUUACACGUCGAUAUAGUACGUAAUGUUCAAUUUUAACUUUACCUCAAAGCAAAACAGAAUAAUAGUGGAGUUUAUUACGAGAUAUCCAUGAAUUUUAUAAUUGCUGUGGUAUCUGUACGUGUUAGAUUCCAUCGUGUAUCGCAUUAUACGAGAUGUCGGUGUAUUUUUUAGUAAACAAGUUUUAUAAAAUAGUUUAAGGCAUUCGAUGUUAUUCGUGAUGGUGAUCAGCCGUGUUUUGUGUUAUUAUGCAGAUAUUGAAUUGAGUAUUCUUAUUUUCAAUUAAUUUAUUGUUUGUUAAAUCCAAAAACAUGGAUAAACCUAAAGACCAGACAAAUGGUGAAGUUGAACUUCAAACUGUUAAAGAUAGUGAUGUGAGAGUGAACGGUUUAAAUAAAAAACAAAAAGAAAAACUAAGUUUCGUUGCAAUAUUUAACAAUUUUAGAAACUUUUUCACUGUUGAACCAUAUUUGUUAUGUUACGUAUUACCCCUUUCAAUACAAUAUUUGGGUGUUCAAAAGUUUAACACAGAGAAAGCGUGUCGUACAGAUCUGAACUACAGUCAAACUAUUUGUGACAUAAUACAAACAGGAGAAGGAAAUGAUAACAUGACCGAACUAGCUCUAAGUCGAACUUCACAAAUUGCUGCGGAUAUAUUGACAUGGAAAGAACCCCUUCAGAAAUUCAUUCCAGCAGUUUUAAUGCUUAAUAUUGGUGCAUGGAGUGACAGAACCGGGAAUAGAAAAACCUUGAUGCUUGUACCCAUUUUUGGAGAAAUGUUAUCAACUGCUGGAUUAAUGGUUGCAACAUAUUACUUUACUCAAUGGCCCUUAUGGGUUACAGGACUAAUAGACGUAAUUACUUCCUCGUGUACCGGUGGAUUUUCUGUUGCUCUGGCGGGCUGUUUUAGCUAUGUAGCAGAUGUAACAACUCAGGAUACACGCACGUUUAGAAUGGGAGUUAUGGCUGUUAUAGUCACUCUUGGUAUUCCAGUGGGAUCAUCAGUAGGUGGCAUAUUAACCGAAGAAUUAGGGUAUUAUGGUGUAUUUGGACUCGUGCUGGCCAUGUAUGCUUUUGGAUUCUUUUAUACACUAUUUAAAAUACAUGAUGUAAAACCUAUUAAACAAGAAGGGACUCUUGGGAAGAAAAUAAUAAAUUUUAUACACCCUAGGAAUUUGUGGGCUACUUUAUCUUUGAUUGUUUUGUCUCGAGGGAAACUACUGCUUCGGAUAUUACUAGUUAUUUGGGCUCAUAUUUUAAUAAUGGGUCCAGUUGUAGGUGAAGGCGCAGUAUUUUAUUAUUACACACUAAUUCGUUAUAAAAUGGAAGUGGUGGAGUUUAGUCUCUUUACCACCUAUACAGUACUUAUAGGAACUGCAGGUACCGCAAUAGCAGUGUUGCUAUUUAGCAAAACAUUGAAAUUUCAUGACUCCAUACUUGGUUUAAUUGCAACGACGUGUAAAGUGUUGGGAUCCAUUGUGUAUGCUUUUGCGCCCAAUAAGACGUGGCUGUAUGCUGCCCCUGUGUUCGAUAUCUUUGGUAACUCAGGAGUAACGGCUAUUAGAUCUCUGGGCACAAAGGUCGUAGAUCAAGAUAGUAUUGGCAAGAUGUGUUCCCUGAUUGGAUUUAUUGAUGCUAUUGUACCCGUAGUUGCAAUUCCAAUCUACACUCAGUUAUGGUCAAAUACAUUAGCCACAUUUCCGGGUGCUAUUUACUUAUUGGGUGCUAUUUUAACCGUUCCCGACUUCUUUGUAUUUGCAACAUUGUUCGUCAUGCAUAAAAAAGAAGAUCAAAACGUUGUUGCAAAUGCUGAAGUAAAAGAAAAGUAUGCUUAUGAAAAUGACAUCACUGCUCUCUAAAGGUUGAAUAUUUCAGGAUGUAGUCAGCAAGAAAUCAGUGUCAUGAAAUAAACUUUACUAUUAAAUGGUAGGAGUGCGUUUACAUUUUUUUAAACCAUGGAAAUCUCAAACAGCCUUACAGGUUAACUCUAGAAAACUAGUAAUUCAAUCAUUAAUUAAUUGCAAACGCAAAAGUAUUUUAGAACAACGACGACAAAACGAUUACGAUAAAAAAAAUUUAGAUAAAACUCCGCCUUUAAGUUUUAUUUCUAAGUAUUGAGUAAAACCAAGCUGUGAAGUCUAAAAAAUAGACAUUUUCUAAUAUACAUAUUAUUACUAAAUCGCGGUA